Opisthorchis viverrini is the source of this 1306-nucleotide messenger RNA. RefSeq lists its product as hypothetical. Lineage: Eukaryota; Metazoa; Platyhelminthes; Trematoda; Opisthorchiida; Opisthorchiidae. The coding region runs from base 1 to 1014 and encodes 337 amino acids. The transcript is spliced from 2 exons. The record is from RefSeq and is a predicted model, not a curated record.
AUGGUGGCACUGUGGUCAUUCGCGUCCCAGACACCCGCUGUGAUGAUCCAUCAUGCUGGUACGACUGCGAGGGUCCCUAGAAGGCCCGUCAAGUACACAUCAGAUGAACUGAAGCUAUUGGUGAAGCUGACCACCCAGGCACGUGACCUACUGCAGCAAGAAAACAGAAUCAACCUGUUCAUGGAAAAAGCGGUCUGGACUGAGAUAGCUAAUCAUAUGCAUGCAACGGGAUUCCCGAAGCGAUCGUGGGUCGUACUGAGGACGAAGGGAGUGCGAAUGUUAGCAGAUUCUCUCACUGAACGGCGGUGUACCAUUUCUGCUGUCAACUCGUUGGCGGAUUAUUCUCAAGCAUCUGAUGGUGUUAGUACCAUUUAUUCGAGCAGCUCGAAGCCACCUGAUCAUAUGGGUACCAACGACUUGGAAUGCCUGAUGCAGCGUGGCAACCAGAUAACGACUCCAUCGUCUAUACCCUACAUACAACCUCCUCCGUUGAUCCAUUCAUCUGAGGCAUCAGCGACGACGUUGAUGGCUUUAGCUCGCAGUGAUAGUUUCCCUCAUGCAUUUGUUUCAUCCACUUCAUCCAGUGCUGUUCCACAAAUUUUAAAUGUCCGCUCAACAGCAAUCGCAUCGUCUGCUAAUACCCCGAGUUUGAGCCCGAGCUUGUUAAUGCAAACAAGUGGAGAUUAUUCUGUAUCAACACCCGCUCACGUUGCUCCAGUGAAUGAAUUCCGAUCGCCUAUUUCGGACCAUCCAUGUCGUAUUCAUUUAUCAGUUUCAAGUGAUGAAGAUGACAAAGUGACAACCGCAACUACAGCCUCACGGGGAACUACUGUGUCUUCACUAUCGACGCUACCGUGUGUCGGGUCCGGAUGUUCGGAUGAGUUGGAAAAAUUCACACAAAACUCUCAGUUACAGAUGCAAAUUUGCCGGAAACAACUUGAAAUACUCGAAAUGAAGAAGAUUUAUUGGACGGAAAAGCUGAAAAGGCUGCAAAGUCAACUGCCGCACAGUUAGCCCACCGUUUUGCAAACAUAUCUGCAUUCGUGACUGACGAUAAAUUUACAGCUGAUUUCUGCACCUCCCAUGUAAACUUUACCCCCUUCCCUACUCAGCACUUCACAAGCCAGUUUCCUAAAUUUUUUUCUAUUGUAAAUACGCCCCUUCGUUUGGACUCCACUCCAGAUAAUGAAUUCAGAAGGUGCUGUCCAAUUGUGUGCUACUGACAUCUAAGAGCUGAUCAGUCAACACCUUUGGUCAAAGGUUCAAAAACGGUACUUUCUUGAGACGGCAUAGACCUAGGUGUGUU